AUGACGGUUCAUAAGUUACCGUUGAAACAGAAAGCAAUUAUUGGACUUGAAGAUGGCAGCUUGGGUAUAUCCCACGACGUCGAUCUUCCGAGACUAGAAGAAGACAUGAUCCUAAUCAAGAAUAAAGCCGUUGCUUUGAAUCCGAGCGACACAAAAUUCGUCGGCAAGUUAGGGAUUCCGGGUGCAGUGGCAGGAAUGGAUUUUGCGGGUGAGGUGGUGGCAACUGGUUCAAAGUGCCAGACAGCUACACACAUCAACAUUGGGGACCGCAUAUGUGGUGCAGUGUUGGGAAUGGAUCCGUUGAGACCGAGAGUGGGGGCCUUCGCCGACUUCGUAGGAGCAGCAGAUAUUGCAGCGAUGAAAAUACCGGAGUAUAUUUCAUACGAACAGGCAGCGACCCUGGGUAGUAGUAUUUCGACAAUUGGACUAGCUCUGUUCAAAUCAUUGCAAGUCCCGGGUACACCAAAGAACCCGGCGAAAAAGCCAGUAGAUGUACUCGUCUACGGUGGCAGCUCAUCCACGGGGGCUUUAGCUAUACAACUACUAAAACUAAGGUCGCUCAAGUUUACUCUGGACUGCAUUUCAGAACCUGAGACAAUGCGAUUCUGCUACCAAUGUCUUGGAAGAACAGGUGGAAAAUAUACCGCCUUGGAACCAUACCCAGAGUUCCUUCAUGAUCGGCCUCGUACUGUUGUACCAGACUGGGUACUUGGUCCUACUGUCUGGGGCAAGGAAAUAGGCUGGCCAGCGCCAUUUGCUAGAGAAGCAAAUGAAGAGAAUCGGAACUUUGGGAUCGAGUGGUUUCAAACCGUGCAAUGGCUUUUAGACGAGGGCAAAUUGAAAACGCAUCCAAUCCAACUUGGGAGUGGUGGGCUGGAUGGUGCCUUGGAAGGACUUGAGUUUCUCAGAAAGAAGCAGAUUUCGGGACGUAAACUUAUAUAUAGUCUCAGUUAG
Hyaloscypha bicolor E is the source of this 954-nucleotide messenger RNA. RefSeq names its product GroES-like protein. Gene Ontology annotation, molecular function: oxidoreductase activity, acting on NAD(P)H. The coding region runs from base 1 to 954 and encodes 317 amino acids. NCBI's taxonomy places the organism in Eukaryota, Fungi, Ascomycota, Leotiomycetes, Helotiales, Hyaloscyphaceae. The transcript is spliced from 3 exons. The record is from RefSeq and is a predicted model, not a curated record.